AUGCCAUUGAAAGUCAUUGUCGUUGGAGCCGGCUUGGCUGGCCUUGGUGCCGCAAUUGCCCUUAACCGUGCUGGUCACAAUGUCCAGGUCAUCGAGCAGUCCAGAUUUCUGAACGAAGUGGGUGCGGCUAUCCAUGUAGCGCCUAACGCCACCCGCAUUCUUCGGGCCUGGGGAUGUGACAUGGGAAGCAUGCAGUCGGUUCAAUGCAAUGGUCUGCAGGUGUGGGACUCCCAAGGCAAUCUGCGCUGGACCCCGAUUGUGACCAAGGAGUUGCAACAGAAGCUUGAUAUCACGGACGAUUGGGUUCUAACCCACCGUGUGGACCUGCACAAUACUUUGCGCACAGCUGCUGCUCAAACUGUUGACGGUCGUGCUGUAGAUAUCAAGCUGGGCUCUCGUGUAGCGUCUGUGGAUGCUGAAGCCGGCGUGGUGGUUCUCGAGAAUGGCACCACACUCACGGGUGAUCUCAUCAUUGGCGCCGAUGGUAUUCACUCCCGGUCCGUUCGAGAGGUCAUCGGCGAAGAAUCUAGCAAAGAAAGCACGGGGCAGAAUUGCUUCCGCUUCCUCGUUCCCGUGAGCAAGAUGCAGAAGGACCCCGAGACUGCCUCCUUGCUGGGAAGGAUGGGUUUAGAUGGCGUGCACGCCUUUACGGCCGAGGACCGUCGUCUCGUCAUCUACCCCUGCCGUCACGGAGACUUACUCAACGUUGUGGCGAUUCACCCUUCCGAACCCACCGGCGCCGUCAAGGAAUCAUCCUGGCUCGACUCUGCAAGCCUUGAUCACCUCCUCGAGGUUUACCAGUCCUUCGGGCCCGAGCUGCGUCGAAUGUGCUCUAUGGCAGAGGAUGUUAAACUGUGGAGCCUUGCUUCCCGCAAGCCUGCUAGGACCUUCGUCAAGGGCAAAUUGGCCCUCGUUGGAGAUGCUGCCCACCCAACACUACCGCACCAAGGGCAAGGAGGCGCCCAGGCGUUUGAGGACGGCGCUGCCUUGGGAGCCGUCUUCCCCGGAGAGGUUUCCCCAGAGCAGGUGGCAGACCGGUUGAACGCUUAUAAUACGGUUCGCUACAAGCGGGCCCUCACCGUGAUGUUCAUGUCCAAGACUCAUGAUGAACGCCGCAGCGAGAUGUUGGAGGAGCUCCGGGCCUACGUGCCGGAUGCAGAACUGCCCGACAGCAUGUUUUCCUACACCUGGGCAUCUUACCCUGCCCGCGAGGCACUGGUUCUUCUCGGGGCGGAGUGA
This is a messenger RNA of Aspergillus steynii IBT 23096, 1239 nucleotides long. RefSeq names its product putative salicylate hydroxylase. NCBI's taxonomy places the organism in Eukaryota, Fungi, Ascomycota, Eurotiomycetes, Eurotiales, Aspergillaceae. The record is from RefSeq and is a predicted model, not a curated record. Gene Ontology annotation, molecular function: monooxygenase activity; FAD binding. Bases 1 to 1239 code for a protein of 412 amino acids. The transcript has 6 exons.